AUGGGCGGGGACGGCAUAUGCGACGUGAAUGCCAUGCUCGUGACCGAAGGCUACGGCCCCGUCGUGACUAGCCCCGGGCACAGUGGUCAUAAGUGGAACGACUACGUCGAUAAGCAAGCUGACCUCGGCAGGAGCGGCGCGAGGGAUUGCGACGCACCGGAGUGGCAAGACGAGUCUAUCCCAACAGACGCGGACGACGGGGAGAGCAGCACCGUGGGCGACGACGUGGCGCGACACAUCGGAGACAACAAGGGGAUCCGACGUGAAAGAGCUAUCGACAUUGACGUUGACCCAGCCGAUUCCACCGAUGUCGACGUCAUCACCUCCGCGGCUACCGCGCUUUCGCUCGACGACACCGUGGAGAAUCGCACCGAGGACCUUGCCGAGGCGAUAGGCCGAAUCACUUUGGGCCCCGACCCCGCCCCCACCCCUCGGGCUGCACCGACUCCCCCGGGCACCAUCGUGAACUCGGUGGCCUGCGAGGACGCGGUCAGCACCGGGCCGGAUCUCUUCUGA
This is a messenger RNA of Emiliania huxleyi CCMP1516, 516 nucleotides long. RefSeq lists its product as hypothetical. The transcript is spliced from 4 exons. The record is from RefSeq and is a predicted model, not a curated record. NCBI's taxonomy places the organism in Eukaryota, Haptophyta, Isochrysidales, Noelaerhabdaceae. Bases 1 to 516 code for a protein of 171 amino acids.